AUGGCGAAAGAAAUGGACCGUGACAUAUCGCGCAAAUUAGAGUCUUUCCGGGGUUCUGUCGCUACAGCAGCUGAGGACAUCAUCUUCCGCAUAUUUCCCAGCAAGAUAAUGUACGGCGCUUUACGCGAUUAUACCUCGCUACACUCACCAGACUCCCCCUUCCACAUCUCCCAUGCCUCGACUUCGACCGAUGCUACCGUCCACCCCGCUCCAACUCGCACAGACGGCGCUGAGGUCAAGAAACGGAAGAGGUCGGAGUCGGAUGACGGUUCAAGCACGACUCUAAACGACAUCGUCAACGCACGGUACCCCAGCGUUGUUCACGCCAACCGCCACAUUACGGGUUUGCGUCAGUACUUGAAGGACGAAUGCGAACAACUGGCCGAUUCAUGCGAUAAAGUCAAGCUAUGGAUCAAUAUUACGAUGCCCAAGAUCGAAGAUGGAGAUAACUUUGGUGUUCAAAUCCAGGAGGAGGUCCUAACUGAGCUCAUGCGCUCUCAAGAAAGUGCAUACAAUAUUCGUGAUGCUGUCCGCCAAGACCAUCUGGCUCGCGCGAAAAUAUGCUCAAAAUUGAUCAAAUAUCCGAAUGUCGAAGACUACGCGCUUGGCCUACGGGAGCACGACGAGAAACAGUUGUUCUUCGCUCGUCAGAACAUAAAGGACCUUCGCAACGUCUACGCUGUGAUGGCCGACAUCCUGCACAAAAACAUUGCCAAGAUUCGUGCACCCAAAGGCAACAAUGGCGCUAGUCUUUACUAA
Molecule: messenger RNA, 759 nt
Organism: Coniophora puteana RWD-64-598 SS2
Lineage: Eukaryota; Fungi; Basidiomycota; Agaricomycetes; Boletales; Coniophoraceae
Product: proteasome activator pa28 REG alpha beta subunit
Exons: 11
Coding region: 1-759 (252 amino acids)
Biological process (GO): regulation of G1/S transition of mitotic cell cycle; regulation of proteasomal protein catabolic process; positive regulation of endopeptidase activity
Cellular component (GO): proteasome activator complex; cytoplasm; nucleoplasm
Molecular function (GO): endopeptidase activator activity
Source: RefSeq, a predicted model, not a curated record